This is a messenger RNA of Sporothrix brasiliensis 5110, 942 nucleotides long. RefSeq lists its product as uncharacterized. The transcript has a single exon. The record is from RefSeq and is a predicted model, not a curated record. The coding region runs from base 1 to 942 and encodes 313 amino acids. NCBI's taxonomy places the organism in Eukaryota, Fungi, Ascomycota, Sordariomycetes, Ophiostomatales, Ophiostomataceae. Gene Ontology annotation, molecular function: protein binding.
AUGUUCUCGCGGUCACAGAACAAGAGCUUCUCCAAGAGCCAAAACAUAGGCAAGCCGGGAAGCACGUCGUUCAGCAAAGAUGCCGGCGUUUCCAAACACCGCCGUCAUGACUCCUCCCGUCCCGGCCGCCGGCCGCCUACUAUCGGGUCUGCCGCUGCCGUUGCCGCUUUUGCUGAGGGAAGCAAUCAUCAUCGCAGCCAGACCUCUCCAACGUCCAUGACAUCGGCCAUUGUCACGCUCGUUGUCGGCCGAGAACAGCGCAUCUUUGCUGCUCACGAGGAUAUUCUCUGUGCCUCGCCCUACUUCCAACAAGCCCUGCACAACCAGCCGCUCUUCUACGAGCAGAACUCGCCGUUCUCGUCGCCGACCACCCCUUCUUCCCCCGCCUCACCCCCCACAGCCAGCAAGCGCAUCGCUCUGCCCGAGGAUGAGCCCGAAAUAUUUUCGUCUGUCCUCGAGUAUCUCUACAAGGGAGACUACUAUCCGCGCUUGCUGCACAACAAGCGACGCAACUCAUGGGAGCUGGAGCGGCCGGACACGGCGUCCGCCGACCAAGGCGUGGAGGCCACCAUAUUUCACCACGCCGUCGACGGCGACCUGCUCAAAGACACAGUCAUGUACUGUACAGCCGAGCGGUUCGGCCUCGACGAGCUCAAGCGCAUCGCUCUGCGCAAACAGGGCCUGCAGAGCGGCAUCCCUUGCAGCACGAUCCUGGCAUCGGCGCGCUUUGCCUACGCCCACACGCCCGAGACGGACUCCAAGCUGCGUGCCCACUACCUGGCACUCAUUAUCCGCAGCCGCGGCACUUUCAAACGGAGCGGCACCAUGCAGCUGGAGAUGUACAAUGGUGGCUCGCAGCUCUUCUUUGACCUGUUUGUGGCGCUCUGCAACCACGUCGACGACAUAUCGUCGGCCCAGAGUCCGCGCAGCAACCGUUACUAG